AUGGGAGAAAAUACUGAUGUUGCUAUUGGGACCGAAGUUCCCAAUCUAGUCACGCGAUGUUACCCGAAUGAACUAAUUAACUCUUCUCAUCCAUUUUUUAUUUCACCAUCUGAUUCUCCUGGCACACUGUUAACCAAUACAGUGUUUGAUGGCAGGAGUUUUGGUGGAUGGAAAAGAGGGAUGUGGAUAGCCCUUACAGCAAAAAACAAAUCUGGUUUUGUUGAUGGAUCUUCCCGUGAACCAAGUGCAGGAACUGAUCUGCACAGGGCUUGGUCUAGGGCCAACAACAUGGUUAUUUCUUGGUUGUUAAACUCCUUAUCUAGGGAAAUUUUAGAAAGUGUUUUAUAUUAUUCUACUUCUAAGGACAUCUGGGCAAAAUUAGAGGCUAGAUUUGGCCAAAGCUCAGGUGCUAGAUUUUUUCAAUUCCAAAAAGAGCUUAGUGACCUUACUCAAGGUGCAUCUGAUAUUGCAACCUAUUUUACCAAGAUGAAACGACUCUGGGAUGAGUUGGAUACCUUAGACUCUUUUUCACCAUGUCUUUGUGAAUGUUCCUAUGGAGCAAAGGAAAAGAAUGUCAAAUUUAAGCAAGAUGAGAGGUUACUUAAGUUUUUGAUGGAUUUAAAUGAUACUUAUUGCGGUGCAAGAGGAAACAUUCUAAUGAUUUCACCUCUGCCUAUUGUAUCAAAUGCUUAUGCACUUUUAAUUCAAGAAGAAAAACAAAGAGAACUUCAUAACACACCAAAAUUCCCAGGGGAAUCUUCUUCUUUUGUUGCUACAAACACAAGUAAUGGGCAGAUGACCUUCUCUACUGAUUUUAGGGGACAAAGGACUGGUUAUGACAACAAAAGAUCUGCACUCAUUUCCAAAUAUUGCAAGAAAACAGGACAUUUGAUUGAUAAAUGCUAUAAGCUACAUGGAUUUCCUCCUAAUUUCAAGUUCACUAAAUAG
This is a messenger RNA of Lycium ferocissimum, 948 nucleotides long. RefSeq lists its product as uncharacterized. NCBI's taxonomy places the organism in Eukaryota, Viridiplantae, Streptophyta, Magnoliopsida, Solanales, Solanaceae. The record is from RefSeq and is a predicted model, not a curated record. Bases 1 to 948 code for a protein of 315 amino acids. The transcript has a single exon.